Phragmites australis (common reed) is the source of this 1728-nucleotide messenger RNA. Its product is annotated as probable protein phosphatase 2C 74. The record is from RefSeq and is a predicted model, not a curated record. Gene Ontology annotation, cellular component: nucleus; cytosol. Gene Ontology annotation, biological process: protein dephosphorylation. Lineage: Eukaryota; Viridiplantae; Streptophyta; Magnoliopsida; Poales; Poaceae. Gene Ontology annotation, molecular function: protein serine/threonine phosphatase activity.
AUGAAAUUGACACUUACGUACGUUCCUUCGCUUUUUUACCGGGGUGCAAGCGGUGGUGCAUGCAUCGCGACGGCGCUGGUGAAGGGCGGCGACCUCUACGUGGCGCACCUGGGCGACUGCCGCGCCGUGCUGAGCCGCGACGGCGCCGCGGCCGCGCUGACGGCCGACCACACCUGCGCGAGGGAGGACGAGCAGGCCCGCAUCGAGCGGGAGGGCGGCUACGUGAGCCGCAGCGGCAGCGGCGUGUGGCGCAGCCUGGCCGUGUCGCACGCGUUCGGCGACGGGGGGCUCAAGCGGUGGGUCGUCGCCGAGCCGGCAGUCGCCAGGGUGUCCCUGGGCGCCGGGUACUACUUCCUUGUCAUCGCGUCCGACGGGCUCUGGGACAAGGUGAGCAACCAGGAGGCCGUGGACGCCGUCGCCAGGGGCAUGAGCAGGGCGGCGUCCUGCAGCGAGCUGGUGGACAUGGCGCGGCGUAGGGGGAGCAUGGACGAUGUCACCGUCAUGGUCGUCGAUCUCGGGAGGUUUGUACGAUAGAAGUGACGACGGAGCUGAGGCACUAACAGAGUACUGAGCCAUUUGACAGAUCGAGCUUAACUAAUUAGCUUGAAGCAACAAUUUAAUUUGAUUCUUGAUACCAAGUGAGGCAGUGAACGAUGAAUCGGAUCAGGUUAAUGUCGGGAUCAGGAAAGAUGUUGGAGAUAUUCCAGAGAUGCAACCGAUGGGUGUAGCCGAUGAAGUGGAGUAUAUCCCUAGCAUCAUUGAAGAGAUGGAGUUGGAGGAUCAAGAGUUGGAGGAAGGCCUUAUCGAUGGGGAUUUAUCUGACGAGGAGGGUAAUGCUCCAGUCCCUGCAGAGUGUAGGGAUCAUGAAUUUUAAAAGCUGGUGGUUAGCGAGGCUGAUCGGACACCGUGGCAGUACUAUGAGAACAAGGUGUCCCAGGGUGCUAUAUACCCUACAAAGGAGGCAGUUAUUGAUGCAGUUAAAUUCUGGUCGCUGUCUCUUUAAAAGUAGUUCAAGGUUGUUAAAUCCAGUAAAAGAGAGUAUGAUAUGAAGUGUUUGGUGCCCCAAUGUCCUUGGUGGGUGCACGCAUUCAGAGAGAAAUAGGUAGACUACUGGCAGUGCUCAAUAGUUAAGGAACAUAAUUGUCAAAUUGAGGAAAUAGAGUUUGCCCACCGGAACCUAUCAUCUGUGUUUAUUGCAAAUAUUAUGUACGGGGAGAUUGUGGACAACCUAAGGUAUGAGCCACAAUCAAUAAUCCGUGCUAUUGAGCAAAUGUUCCAGUACACAAUAAACUAUGCGAAGGCAUGGAUGGCGAAACAAAAGGCUAUUGAGAUGAGGUUCGGAACAUAUGAAGAUUCAUAUCACAAUCUACCUCGUCAAUUAGCCACAAUUUGUGGAAGGAACCCAGACAGCUACUAUGAUAUCAAACAUUACCUCUCGACUGAUGCGGAGUACAGCGGGAAAAGAGUAUUGCAGCGUGCUUUCUUUGCAUUCGCUGCAACCAUCAAAGCAUUUCGGUAUUGUCGACCCAUCAUAUGCCUGGAUGGAACAUUCCUGACUGAGAAGUACAAAGGACAGAUAUUGUCUGCAAUUGGGGUCGAUGGUAACAACCAAGUCAUGCCACUAGGGUUUGCUUUCGUGGAGAGUGAGAACGGGGACAGCUGGUAUUGGUUCAUUGAGUGGGUCAAACAUGCUAUUGUUCUUGAUCGACCAGAUGUGUGUCAGAUUCA